Messenger RNA from Kogia breviceps (pygmy sperm whale), 1546 nucleotides. It is a transcript of the gene GABRR2, whose product is annotated as gamma-aminobutyric acid type A receptor subunit rho2. Gene Ontology annotation, biological process: nervous system process; regulation of membrane potential; signal transduction. Gene Ontology annotation, molecular function: chloride channel activity; extracellular ligand-gated monoatomic ion channel activity; GABA-A receptor activity. The record is from RefSeq and is a predicted model, not a curated record. NCBI's taxonomy places the organism in Eukaryota, Metazoa, Chordata, Mammalia, Artiodactyla, Physeteridae. Gene Ontology annotation, cellular component: GABA-A receptor complex; synapse; neuron projection.
ACAGACAUUCACAGGAUGCCUUAUUUUUCAAGACUCAUUUUGUUCUUGUUUUGCCUGAUGGUUCUUGUGGAGAGCAGAAAGCCCAAGAAGAGGAGAUGGACAGGGCAGCUGGAAACGUCCAAGCCAAGUCACCUAUAUAAGAAGAACCUGGAUGUGACCAAAAUCCGAAAGGGAAAACCUCAGCCACUUCUCAGAGUGGAUGACCACGAUUUCACCAUGAGGCCCGCCUUUGGAGGUCCUGCCAUCCCGGUGGGCGUGGACGUGCAGGUGGAGAGCCUGGACAGCAUCUCGGAGGUGGACAUGGACUUCACCAUGACCCUCUACCUGCGGCAUUACUGGACGGAUGAGCGGCUGGCCUUCCCCAGCACCAGCAACAAGAGCAUGACCUUCGACGGCCGGCUGGUGAAGAAGAUCUGGGUCCCCGACGUCUUCUUUGUUCACUCCAAAAGGUCAUUCAUCCACGACACCACCACGGACAACAUCAUGCUGAGGGUGUUCCCGGAUGGGCAGGUGCUGUACAGCCUGAGGAUUACAGUCACCGCCAUGUGCAACAUGGAUUUCAGCCACUUUCCCCUGGACUCCCAGACCUGUUCUUUGGAGCUGGAAAGCUAUGCAUAUACAGAUGAAGAUCUGAUGCUGUACUGGAAGAACGGGGACGAAUCCCUGAAAACAGAUGAGAAGAUCUCCCUGUCUCAGUUUCUGAUUCAGAAAUUCCACACCACUUCCAGACUGGCCUUCUACAGCAGCACUGGCUGGUACAACCGUCUCUACAUCAACUUCACGUUGCGUCGCCACAUCUUCUUCUUCUUGCUGCAAACCUACUUUCCCGCCACCCUGAUGGUCAUGCUGUCCUGGGUGUCCUUCUGGAUCGACCGCAGAGCUGUGCCCGCCAGAGUUUCACUGGGGAUCACCACGGUGCUGACCAUGUCCACCAUCAUCACGGGUGUGAACGCCUCCAUGCCCCGCGUGUCCUACGUCAAGGCCGUGGACAUCUACCUCUGGGUCAGCUUCGUGUUCGUGUUCCUCUCGGUGCUGGAGUACGCGGCCGUCAACUACCUGACCACCGUGCAGGAGCGGAAAGAGCGGAAGCCGCAGGAGAAGCUCCCGUGCAUGUGUGGAAUGCUCCACUCAAGAACCAUGAUGCUGGGUGGAAGCUACAGUGAGUCUGAGGCCAACAGCCUGGCCGGGUACCCGAGAAGCCAUAUUCUGACAGAAGAAGAAAGGCAAGACAAAAUCGUGGUCCACCUGGCCCUGAGCAGUGACUCCAACUCCUCCAGGAAGAAGGGGCUUCUGAAGGGCCAGGUGGGUCUUCGCAUCUUCCAGAACACCCACGCCAUCGACAAAUACUCCCGGUUGAUAUUCCCGGCUUCCUACAUAUUUUUCAACUUAAUUUAUUGGUCAGUGUUUGCCUAGGGGCUCUGAGGCUACGUCUGGGGAAGGCCUCGUGGGCUUGCUUAUCGUUCAUGCUGUGUUGUGUCCCACUUCUUGCUGCUCUGGGACUGUCUUCUUCUGUUCUUGUGUGUGAACAGGUUCACGAGAGCCUCCC